AUGGGUUCCAUGUGCUGUACACCGAAAGAUAUAACAUUUGCUAUACCGGAUGAACAACAUGAUCAAAAAAGUAUUGAAAAAGUUGAUUUUUUCUUAAAAAAAUAUAAUGAUGAUAAACAACAACAACAAUCCGUACGAUCAACAAAGACGAUUCUGUUGAAUAAAUGCGAACGACAAAAUGAUCAACAACAACAACAACAGAAUAUCGACAACAACAACAACAAAAAAAUCGAUAUUCAACAACAAACUAAAGCAAAAAGUAAAAUAAAAUUAUGGACAAAUAUGAAUAAAAGACCACCAAAAGAAUCAUCAAAUUCAGCAGCCGUUACAAAUUCUGCUGCUGAUUCUUUUUCACGAAUCAUUAGAUCGAAAAAAAUUGCAACAAAAUCAAAGGAUUCUAUGUUGAUAAUAGGAAAACAACAACAACAACAACAAAAAGCAAUGACAAGUAUACUAUCAUCAUCAUCAUAUUCAACAGUAUCAAAAAGUAGUAAUGAUAGUAAUGAUGUUGUUGAAAAUAGUAAUAGUUUUGCUAUUGUUAAGGGA
Dermatophagoides pteronyssinus (European house dust mite) is the source of this 546-nucleotide messenger RNA. RefSeq lists its product as uncharacterized. Lineage: Eukaryota; Metazoa; Arthropoda; Arachnida; Sarcoptiformes; Pyroglyphidae. The record is from RefSeq and is a predicted model, not a curated record.